Exserohilum turcica Et28A is the source of this 3404-nucleotide messenger RNA. RefSeq lists its product as uncharacterized. Lineage: Eukaryota; Fungi; Ascomycota; Dothideomycetes; Pleosporales; Pleosporaceae. The record is from RefSeq and is a predicted model, not a curated record. The transcript has 4 exons. Bases 272 to 3346 code for a protein of 1024 amino acids.
CCACGCUCUUUCUUAUUCACUCCUGGGCCCUGCUAUACUAAUUCCCUGCCGCUCUUUUUGAAACACCCCCCGUACCGACCACCGCAUUCGCUCCUUUCCACGCCUGCUUGUCUGCCUGUCUGCCUGUCUGCCUGUCCGCCUGUCCGCCUGCCUUCCUCUUUGGGCUUCUUCGUGGCGGGCCCUCCUUCCCCAUCCGCAUCUAUACUCGCUAAUUGUAAACUUUCCAUGGCAGCAGCCCGCCACUGCUAGCCUCGCCCUCUCCAUAGUCGCCAUGCGCUUCUCCUACUCUUAUUUCUUAAUAUGUCUGGCUCUUGUCGCCUGCUUGCAGUCUGCCAGCGCUGCUCCCCAUGAUGCCGUGCGCCGUCAAGACGACACUCGUGCAGACGACGCGCCCGCCUCUACCGCACAAGAGGCUUCUUCUUCUCAGCGACCCACAGUGACGCCUACGCCUACGCCGACGCCGACGCCUUCCCAACUAUCAUCGGCAGUUCCCUCGUCCUCCGCCAAGUCUUCAGCGCCAGCCAGCACCCCCACCGAGGUCCCUUCAGUCCCUUCAGCAGAGCCUGCGCCUAAGCCGGCCCCCUCGAGCGAGCCUGCCAAAAAUGACAGCCCACUUCCCAUCCCCCCAAAGCUCACGCCUGCCAUGGGAAUCACUGGCGUCAUAUUACUACUCACUGGCUUGGCAUACGGCAUUGUAGGCAUCAAACAGAAAAUGGUAUACGUCUUCGGUUCUGCUGCUUAUCUGACGGCACUUGCUGUUACUGUUCUAAUCAUCUACUUAAUGAACCCGCCUGUCUCCAAUGCAAUUCAAGGCGCUUUUUUCGUGGCGGCCUUCUUCACGGGCACCAUCUUUGGCGCCCUGUCGCUCGUCUUUGUCGACAUGACCGAGGGGUUUGGCUGUCUGCUGGGUGGUUUCUGCCUGAGCAUGUGGUUUCUCAGUCUCAAAGACGGCGGUCUAAUCUCUUCGGGUGCCGGCCGAGCCAUUUUCAUCGGUUGCAUGUCUACUGCAGGCUAUCUACUCUCCUUCAGUCGCUACACGCGCGGCUACGCCCUCAUUGGGUCGAUUGCCUUUUCUGGCGCCACGGCAGCUAUUCUUGGAAUCGACUGCUUGGCGGGUGCUGGGUGGAAGGAGUUUUGGCUCUAUCUGUGGGAUCUCAAUGACUCCAUAUUCCCGUUGGACACGAACACGUAUCCAGUCACCCGGAAUAUGAAAGCCGAACUAGCUGGAGUCGUCAUCAUCGCUGUGGCUGGAAUCAUCUCUCAGUUGCGCGUGUGGAAAAUGGUCAAAGAGCAUCGUGCAAAGGAUGCUGCUCAGCAACUUGAGAGACAGCAGGACCUGGACCGCGAAGAGGAGGAGCGAGGCCGCAAGAUUGAGGACGAGCUCCAGAAAGAACGUGCCCAGUGGGAAGCAGCUUACGGCGGAAAAGGCCUGUCCGACUCCAGCCCUCGAUCGUCCAUGGUCAGUCCCAAAGGCUCCACUAGCGUCGAAGAAAAAGAACUCCUCAGCACGGACAAUGUGGGAAUGGCUUCAUAUGGUGGCGCCAACAAGGCUGCAGGGGGCGUGGUCACUGUCAGCGUGCUCCAGGAUGACGAUAUCCAGCAAAUCGACGCACAAGGCAAUCCCAUCGUGCACGACAACAGCGCCAUGGUUCCCGAGGCUGAAAACGAAAAGACCAUCCCCCAGACGCCCGAAGCACCGCAGCCCGCUGUGAUCAGGAAAGACAGCCGCCGCACGCCACCACCUGUUGUUGUACCACUGCCCUUCACAAUACCAACAGAAGAAAACAACCAGAGCGACGACGACAAUGCCUCGGUUUCUGCUAUUCCUGAGACGGAGCCCGAUGUCAAUGAGCGCCCUCGUGUGUCGAAACGAGUCUCUGAUGUGUCGGCUAUGAGGCAACGCAUCUCACGUGACAUGGGCGUCUCUCAAGAGGUUCUGCUUCUCAGUGAGCAUGCUGACGACGAUGGCGCUUCUUCUGUCGCGGCUACCUUGGAUAAUGACGACGACAUGCUGUCUGUGCGGGAGCUUUCCCCAGUGCAGUCACCCAUUGGCACAGAACGCAAGGACCCCUUUGGCGAGGCUGGUGUUGCAGCAGAUGCGGACGUUGCAAAGGAGCAGCAUGUACAAGGCCCCGCUUCUGACCGAACAAGUCGCUCUUCGGUUACCCCUCAGUCUCCCACGGCUAGUACCAGCCCGACGUCGGAAGAGCAGGACGACAAGUCAUCCGAUGCAGCGAACACGGAGGCGAGAGCAGACACGGUUGUUUCUAGCUCGCAAGCUAGUAAUGCGGAUCGGCACUCAAAGGCAGCACGGUCGGAUGCGCUUUCUCUAGGCUCGCAGGGAGAGCAAGCUGGGCAACGUGUCAGUGUUCUACGGGACGGUGCGUUACCGGACACGCUGUCCAAGGUUGCCUUGUCGUACCGCACCAACGAAUGGGCAAAGCACCUUGAAGCCGCCGAAAAGCCCGACUACGAGGACAUGUUCUUGCCGUCAUCGUCGAGCGUGCUGCUCCCGAAUGGAGUGGAAGAGAAGGCGGCACCCGUCAGCGAGGAGCUGGUGGCGCCUCUGAUGGAAAGCCGGCGCAGCUCCAAGAGGAUUUCGAGCGGCAGCCGGAUACACCGCAACAGCAUUGGUGGCGGGCGAAGCAGCUUAACCUUGUCUCAGGAAUCGCUUGUUGAUCCGCGCUUCUCGACGCGAUCGCCGCCGGCCGCGGUUCUAUCGCGGGCCAACUCCAGGUCACAAGGAGAUGUGCUUGCUCCCUUGCCAACCAAUACGCUAUUGAGCAAGCGGGAGACGCUCAUCAGGAACCGAGCGUCGGCUCUGAUGCUGUCGCCGCACUCUUCGUCGACAACGCUGCUCGCAGAGCAUGGGGACGAGGAAGACAUGACACUGGCGCAACGUCGUCAAUUGCUUCAGCAGCAGUCGACAUUACCCAACGCCUCGAACGAGGGACCUCUGACAUCGCCCAGGAGAGCACCUCCUUCGGCAUCACAAAAGUGGCAGAACAAGGGUUGGGGUGGCAGCGGGGCACCGGCGGGCUUCGACUCGCAUCAGCCCCAGCGUACCAAUAGCGCUCAAUCGGAUCACAAGCGGGAGCAACUGUAUGCAGGAUGGCGCGACUCGAUGCGCGACGUGACACCGCAAUCGACGACGUAUAUUGUGGAGCAACAGCGUGCGGCACUGCUGCAAGAGCGAAGACAAAAGGAAAUGGCCAAGCAGCAGCGCGAACUGGUGCAGCAGCAGCGGGCGAGCCAGAUGGACAGUAUGAUGCGCAGUGGGCAGAUGAUGGAUGCGCAUCGUGAGGCCAUGAGGCGGAUGCAAGCGAAUGCCAACAAGCACGCGUAAGUGGAUUGUGUAGAAAAGGAAGAAGAAGAAGAAGAAGAAGAAGAAGAAGAGGAGGAGG